Messenger RNA from Phytophthora sojae, 1521 nucleotides. RefSeq lists its product as hypothetical. The transcript has a single exon. The coding region runs from base 1 to 1521 and encodes 506 amino acids. The record is from RefSeq and is a predicted model, not a curated record. NCBI's taxonomy places the organism in Eukaryota, Oomycota, Peronosporomycetes, Peronosporales, Peronosporaceae.
AUGGCGGACGACGGCGAGUGCCUCGUGAGCGAGGCGUUUACGGAGAGCGAGGCCGAGACCGACGACGAGCAGAUCCAGACGGUCGUGACCAUGGAGGACCUGGACUCGCCGCCUGGUGCUCUUUCUGAGGCGCAGCGCUCCGCUCUACAGACGACGCUGGGCGUAGCUUCAACUGCCGCGAACCUCGUGCUGCUCCCGUACGUGGUGGCGGGCAAGGCGGCCGUGCAGGCCACGACCAUGGCGGUCUCCGCGCCCAUCCACAUCACCAACCACGUACGCGCCAGCAUCGCGCAGUCCUGGGGUCGUGCGGACCAUGGACACGAGCACAAAGAGGACGCGGAUCUCUUCGGAGAACACACGAGCUCCACCAGCGACCUCAGCAGCAGCAGCAGCGGCAAUGAACAGGUGAUGGAGGUGUUCCCAGCUGAAGACAAGGAACCAGCAACAGCAGAGACGGCAGAGCACCAGAGCGGCGUGGUGUCGCAGUUGCUGUUCCUGCCGGUGCGGCUGGUGCACAGCGGCGUGUCCUCAGCCGUGGCGAUCCCCACGCGCGUGGCAACUUACAGCGGCCGGAAGAUUUCUGGCGCUGUGUCGACGUCCCAUGCAUUGGCCACGUCGGCGGUGGUGGCGACCACGGGGGUCGUGGCGAGAACGGGAAUGCAUGUGGCCAGAGGCAUCACACACGGAGCGGUGUCCACGGCAUCGUUCACGGCGUCGACUAUUUCUGGAGCUGUAGGAGCUUCCGUGAGGACGGUAAGCUACGUGAUCCCGCCAUCAGUGUCGAACGCUGUGUGGCAGGGCAUGGACGUCACCGGCAAUGCGUCUGUGAGCGUGUUGAGUCAUGCUAUUGCAGUGCCGUCCUACCGGAUGCUGAAGGCGCUGGUGCCUGCAGUGCAGCAGUGCUUCUCUGAGGAGGAUGCUGUCAAUGAAACCCGUGCAGCUGUGAAGAUGCUGGUGAAGCUGUUGGGGCCGCAGAAUGCGUUCUACCUGCUCAAGUGGGCCUACGAAACUGUCAACAGCGAAGAAGUACACGACGGGUUCUUGCUCUGUCGAGAUGUCCUUCAUGAAUCGAUGGAUAAAGAGAACUACCGCCACGCUGGGGAGUCCGUGGGUGCAGCUACGGGCAUUACCAAGGUGGUGCACGUGAUGAAGGAGGCGUACAGCGUGCUACCGUCGUUCGACGAGCUGCUGGAUGCCGCUGCACUCGUUGCAGACGUGUCUGAUGAAGUGGCCGAUGGUGUCUCGCACGCCGUAACUGGGAAAGGGCCCUCGGACGCUGGAGAUUCGGAAGGAGAAGAUGACAGCCCACGGUUCGAGCUUGUUGAAGCCGAGGAGGAGGCUUCGACGCAUAGCCCCGUGGUACUCGCGGAGGAGACGUUCGAGCGCGAAAGAAGCAGCAGUUCGUCCUCGGACGAGGAGCUCAACCCCUUUCUCACCUCAUUAACUCGAGUGUGUGAUAGUGAAGAGGCUGCUUCGCUCUUCAACGCCUUCGGAGAUUUCCUGGACGUGCUCGUGGACUAA